Dermochelys coriacea (leatherback sea turtle) is the source of this 11797-nucleotide messenger RNA. RefSeq names its product NOVA alternative splicing regulator 2 (gene NOVA2). Gene Ontology annotation, molecular function: mRNA binding. Gene Ontology annotation, biological process: regulation of alternative mRNA splicing, via spliceosome; mRNA splicing, via spliceosome. The record is from RefSeq and is a predicted model, not a curated record. The transcript has 4 exons. Gene Ontology annotation, cellular component: cytoplasm; nucleus. NCBI's taxonomy places the organism in Eukaryota, Metazoa, Chordata, Testudines, Dermochelyidae. The coding region runs from base 817 to 2316 and encodes 499 amino acids.
GGAGACAGCUGGGCCGGGCCGGGCCUGCAGCCAAUGUGCUGGGGGGGGCGGGGGCGUCUCCGACGUCAGGGCCGGGCUCGGCCGAGCCGGGCCGCUGGGGCGAGGAUGCUGCACUGGGGACCGGCGGCCGCGCUCUCCGCCUCGGGCUGCAGCGAUCGCGGGAGGUUUUAGCCCUUCGCCUGUGCCCGCGGCCGGCCCUUCCGCCCCAGCUCCCUCCAGAGCUGCUCAACCCUUCCGCCGCCUUUCCCCCCACCUGCCUCCGGGGGGCAGCCCGCGGAGCCGUUCUGCUGGGGGGGAGCGGAGGGUCCUUUGCGCCCUUCCCCGCCGCCUCCAUCCCUCUCUUCCUGCCUCCUUUGUGUUUGUUCCUCCCCAAGCCCCCGCCGCCCGCCUUGCACCCCCCCUUCCUUCCCGUGGGGGCUGGGGGCGAGAGGGAAGCGGUGGGGGGGGCUCGUAUCACCCCCCUGAGCCCGGCUGCUCGAGCUGCCCUCCUUUGUCAAUUGCAUUUGGAGGCUCCUCUCCCCCCGUGCACCCCCCCUGAGUCCCCCAUCCGUGCACCCCUAUUCCCCCCUCCUGAGCCCCCUCUGCCCCCCUGCUGAACCCCCCUCUGCCCCCCACCCCGUGCACCCCCCUCUGCCCCCACCCCGUGCACCCCUCUGUCCCUACCCCAGUGCACCCCCUUGCCCCCCAUCCCGUGCAUCCCUCCUCCCCCUCCCUUCUCUACUCCCCCCCCCGCGCCUGUGCAUCCUCCCUCUUCCUCCUCCUCCUCCUGGCGAGGCGGCCGGAUCCCGAGCAGGGGGUGGGAGAUUCGCCCUGAGGAUGAAGAUGAUGGCAGGCGGCUCCGUGCACCAGAACGGCAUCUUCUCUGCGUCCCACCCGCAGCCCCAGCAGCCGCCGCCCCCCCACAUGGAAUCGGACCCCCCCGACUCCAGGAAGAGGCCCCUGGAGACCCCCACCGAGGCCAUCAGCACCAAGCGCAGCAACACAGGAGAAGAGGGCGAAUAUUUCCUCAAGGUCCUGAUCCCCAGCUAUGCGGCCGGCUCCAUCAUCGGGAAAGGGGGACAGACCAUUGUCCAGCUGCAGAAAGAGACGGGCGCCACCAUCAAGCUCUCCAAGUCUAAGGACUUCUAUCCAGGCACCACAGAGCGGGUGUGCCUUGUGCAGGGCACAGCCGAGGCCCUCAACGCCGUCCACAACUUCAUCGCCGAGAAGGUGCGCGAGAUCCCCCAGUCCGUGGUGAAGCCGGAGUCUGUCAACAUCCUGCAGCCACAGACCACCAUGAACCCAGACCGCGCCAAGCAGGCCAAGCUGAUCGUCCCCAACAGCACGGCUGGGCUGAUCAUCGGCAAAGGAGGUGCCACGGUGAAGGCCAUCAUGGAGCAGUCGGGGGCCUGGGUUCAGCUGAGCCAGAAGCCAGAGGGCAUCAACCUGCAGGAGCGGGUGGUGACAAUCAGCGGGGAGCCCGAACAGAUCCGCAAGGCGGUGGACAUCAUUGUGCAGAAAAUCCAGGAGGACCCGCAGAGCAGCAGCUGCCUCAACAUCAGCUACGCCAACAUCACCGGCCCCGUGGCCAACUCCAACCCCACCGGCUCGCCCUACGCCAACUCCACGGACGUGCUGCCAGCUGCCGCCGCCGCCGCCACCGCCUCGGGCCUGCUGGGACACACCAGCCUGGCCAGCGUCGGGGCCUUCCCAGCGGCCCUGCCGGGCUUCUCUGGCAGUGACCUGCUGGCCAUCAGCACGGCCCUCAACACCUUGGCCAGUUACGGAUACAACACCAACUCCCUGGGGCUGGGGCUCAAUUCUGCCGCCGCCUCUGGCGUGCUGGCCGCCGUGGCGGCUGGUGCCAAUCCUGCCGCGGCUGCUGCCGCCAACCUCCUGGCCUCCUACGCCAGCGAUGCCUCCGCCAGCACCAGCACGCCGGCUGGUGCUGUGGGGGCCUUCACCCUGGGCUCCCUGGCGGCCGCCACCGGGGCGGCCAACGGCUACCUGGGCACGGCUUCGCCGCUGGUGGCCAGCUCCUUCCUGGCCACGGAGAAGCUGGUGGAAAGUGCCAAGGAUAUGGUGGAGAUCGCGGUGCCAGAGAAUCUGGUGGGGGCCAUCUUGGGCAAAGGGGGCAAGACGCUGGUGGAGUAUCAGGAGCUGACGGGCGCCCGGAUCCAGAUCUCCAAAAAGGGAGAGUUUAUCCCGGGCACCAGGAACCGUAAAGUCACCAUCACCGGCACGCCGGCAGCCACGCAGGCUGCCCAGUACCUCAUCAGCCAGCGAGUGACGUACGAGCAGGGGGUGCGAGCCACCAACCCGCAGAAAGUAGGGUAGGGCCGGAGGGAGCCACGAAAGGGAGAAAUCCAUUUUAAAUGUCAAACCAACCAACCAACAGGCCCCCCCUCCCCCUCUGCCCAUCCCCCGCACGCCCCCAGACAUGCAUCCCCUCCAAUAGGGAGGGGUCCCCCCCAUCUAAUGACCAGCUCCGAUCCAGACGCGAUCUCCGGAUCGGCCCGCGGACCUUGCCGUGCGUUCUGUCUGAUAUGUAUAUAUUGCACUUCUUUUUUUUUUAAUAGAAAAAGAAAAUGGGUCAAAUUUUCUCUUUAUUUCCUUUCUUUACAAAUUUUCUUUCUGCCCCCCCCUUGCCCCCCCAGCCAGACCCCCCACCCCCUGCUCUCUCUAUUAAGGGAGCAGAUCGCACUUUGGGGAGUGGAUCCCUUUAAGACUGGGGGGAAUUGGAUUUUGAUCCAUAAUUGGGGGAGGGGUGAUUGGAGCCGAUCUGGACCCAUGUUGAGAUGAGGGGGGGUGGGGAACGGGGUCUUGGCAUGAGCCACAGCUGCCGUAAAUCUCCCACAUACCCCCUCUGUUAGCUGGGUCUUAUUGAACUUAAGCUGCAACGCGGCGUUUCACUGAGGCGUUUUAUUUUCUGCAUGUAGAUAGUCAAAUUGUGUUGAACUCGGGGAGGGAGGUGGGGGGUUAAGUUAGGACUGGGGGUGGUUUUUGUGGGUUGGGGGGGUAGUUAUUCAUAUCUUCAGCAAAAGUGGGGGGACGCACUCCCCCUCUUCCUCCAGAAAGAAAGCAACAUAUCUCUAGGGCGUAACUGGAAAGGUGGCUGCGCUGUCCCCGUGCGGAGUGGGGUGGGAGUCUGUCCAUGGAGUAGCCACAGGGCUGGGUUUUGUCGUCUCGCUCGGCAGUGUCUGCCAGACCGGGUGAUUGGAGGGUGGGGAGAUAAGGAGCAGAACAUGAAGCUGUGACAAGAAGCAUGGUGGUAUGUGAUGUAUUGUGGCGUAGGGGGCUACUUCCUGUGAUGCCAUAGGCUACUUCUUGUGACAUCACAAGUGUCUACCAGUGAUGUGGUAUGCUACUUCUUGUGGUGUAGGAGGCUAUUUCCUGUGAUGUGAUAGGCUAUUUCUUGUGACAUCACCAGUGAUGUAGUAUGUUACUUCCUGUGAUGUACGAGGCUACUUGCUGUGGUAUAAACACCUGCCUGGGACACGUCAGGCUGCUUCCUGUGAUGUCAUAGCCUGCUUCCUGUGACAGACAGGGCCAAACCGUCCGGGUGUGGUUUUAUUUUCCUUCUGAGGUGUUCUGUAAAUGCUGGUGUCACAUCCAUCUAGGGAGGAAUCUCUCCCCACACAACCCCCAGGAACGCGAGCGGCCGAGCCCAUCCCGCUGGAGCAGCGACAGGACAGGGAACCCAGGCAUUACCGCCGCUCGCACAGGCCCCGGGCAGCUGGCACGGCCAGGAAAGUGAAGCACUAGGCAGCUGCCUCCCCGCAGCUACCACUCAGUAUUAAAGCCCGGCUGGGGCGAUGGCUAUUUUCUCAGCACCGGGGGCGGAUAUUGGCAUCUUCACCAUGGACCUCAUGACUGCCCCCCACCAUUGCUCUAGGGAAGGAACAUUUCUCCUCUUCCUCUUCCUUAGAACCCCUGCCCUCUCCCCCCCUGCCUCCCCCAGGAUCUCCUUGAUGCCUCAAGCAGUAUUAUCACCUAGAGCCAGCCAAGGGCUCCUCCUGCUGGCAGCGCAGCCUGUGGGCAGUGUGGAAAGGACCUUGCUUCACAUAUCAGUGACUCAGAGCAGUCCGUGAGAGCCAGAUGCCCAGUAGCCCUGGGCUAGUGCCAGGGUCAGGCCCAGAAGCCCCUGGGCUAGUGCCAGAGUAUCCAGUAGCCAUUCUGUGAUCAAAUCAGUGGGGCCAUUCUCUGCACCGUGUUUACAGCUGACCCUUUUUUAAUACACCGCUUUUGCCAGGGCCCUCCAGGGCUUCUGGAAACAGGGAUGUUUUCCUUUUGACCGCUCCCACCCCUGUCUGUACUGGCUUGUUGUCGUAGGGUGGCUUGGGGGUGCUCCGCUGCAGGCUGGCUUGUUAUUGUAGGAUCCUUCUGAAGCUUUUGGCUGAACAGGCUGGUUUGUUAGUUGUAAUGUUGCUCCUGUGUGUCAGGCUUCUUACAUUGUUGUGUUAUUGUAGGGUUGCUCAUGAGCCCUGGGUUGUAUACACUGGCUUGUUAUAGUAGGGUCAUUCAGGAGCCCUGGGUUAUAUACACCAGGUUAUUAUUGUAGGGUUGCUCAGAAGCCCUGGGUUAUAUACACUGGCUUGUUAUUAUAGGGUUACUCAGGAGCCCUGGGUUAUAUACAUUGGUUUGUUAUUGUAGGGUUGCUCAGAAGCCAUGGGCUGUAUACACUGGCUUGUUAUUGUAGGAUUGCUCAGAAGCCCUGGGUUGCAUACACUGGCUUGUUAUUGUAGGGUUGCUCAGAAGCUCUGGGCUGAAAAUGCUGGUUUGUUUCCGGAGGGUUGUUUGUGAGCCCGGGGCAGAUUUGGUAUUGGGGCGGGGGUUACUCAUGAGCACUGGAAGAGGCAGGAAUGAAAUAAGCAUAUUACCAGUGGCAGGUGGGGAUGGUGAGCGGCUCUGCACCAGUGCUGUGCUCGGAGAGACCCCCUCAGAGCCGGGACCCUGUGCCCGGGGGGACGGGCCAUCCACUUAAGUGCUUCAUAGGUCCAAAUGCAGUCACAGCCCCUAGAAAACCCCUUCCCCCGUCUGACCCCCACAGGAACCCCAUUGCCCCCCCGCCCUAGGGAUCCCCUCCCCAUCUGACCCCGUAUCCCACCUCAACCCCAGUUAGCAUCAGCACUUAUCCCAUUAUCCUCCCCACCUGACACUGGCACUUACCCCCUAACGCCCCCACCCAGGAGCCCAAAGGAGCCCCCUCUCCAUGUGACACCGGCCGUUCACCCCCAACCCCAGUGGCGAGCUGUGGAUUUGUGCAAUAUUUUACCCUGAGAAGGAAAAUCUCUUCCUGACCCCCAGCUGGCCUUCAGUCCUGGCACAGGCAGGUUUGCUUUGCAUGGCACUUGUCAGGCUCCAGAGCUCACCUUAGGGCAGCCGUGUCCACGUUGCUCCAGCAGGUAGACAGUCGGACAGGAAUUGGGGACAGACUCAGGGGAAGGGGCUAGCGGUGGGUUUGGGAUUUGGGGGGCGGAGGGGCCCCUCCAUGUUAGCUAGCAGAGAUCAAUCAUUUUCCAUUCGUUAGCCGAGGGCUGAGGGAGGGGGGUUUGUAACCUUUUGAACUAGGGAACAAAACAAAUGUGAAAAUAUUUACUACUAAAAAGGAAGCAAUAUUUAAGUAGCAUCUUGCACUGAAUCUCGGAGGUGAGAUGAGAGGCAGAGAGGCAGGGCCGGGAGACUCGGCCCUUUUACAUGGGUCGGGCCAGAUCCUGUGCUGGAGUAAAUAGGCCUUGCUCCGCCCAUGUUGGGAGCUCCGCCCAUUCCUGCCAGCUGUGGGAGCGGCCCGACUGGUUCUGGGAUUUUUUGUGUCGAACAAAACGUGCUGCUGUAGCCUAUGGUAGGGGUGUUGCAUAUCAAACUUUGCAAAGGGAGGCGGGAGGAGGGGUAGGGAGGUGUUUUUUGUGCCAAAAUAUUUGUCUGUCUUUUUCGAUACAUGCCUGCAUAGAGGGUGUGACCCGACGUGCAUGGGGCAGCCCUAUGUGACCCGGCAUGCCUGGGGUAGCCCUCACUGGAAAUGCCAAGGUCAGGGCAGGCUGCAAAAGGGCCCACCAGGUCACAGAGGGAUUACCUGAUUUAACCCCAAAACUACUCCGAUGGCCCAAGGCUAUGCUGGAAAACCUACCCCAUUGCUAGGUAAUACGGGGGUGUGUUUAAUAUGGCAUCCUCAUUAAAAAUACUACAGCCAUAUCCGAAAACACCACAGUAACACCAUCAUAGUAACGCUAUGAUAACCUGAAAUGUUUUCAUAAAGAUACCUGAUUAAAAGUACUUUAGCAAUAUCCUAAAACACUACAGUGACACCCCAAAGUACUUGAGUAUGAUAAGUCAGGGUAUGUUUUCAUAAAUAUACCCUUUUAAAAGUACCACAGCCAUAUCCUAUAAUACUACAACACCCCAAAAUACUUCAGUAACACUAGGAUAACCUGGAGUGUUUUCCUACAGGCACCUGUGCAAAAAUACUACAGUAUUGGCUAAAAUACUUCAGUAGCAUUAACCUGAGCUGUCGAGCUUUCAGUUGCUGUUGUAGCAGGAUAUAAGGAUACACUUGUAAAGUGAAAUGUUCCAGCAUUCUUCAAUAUUAUCCCAAAUACUGUAAUAAAUAGAAUCAGUCACAGUUGGUUAGAACCAAAAAUGGGAGUUAUUUUUAAGUCCUUAACACAAAACCAUUUUGGUUUUCUUGACAUGUCUAAUUUUGGGGGGAAUUUUUCUAAAGUUACUUUUCACAAACUCUCCCCCCCGCCCUCAUUUUGGCUUGCCAUGUUUUCAUCCAGCCACUUUGGAUGACUGGCUUCCUUGCAAGAUGGAAUAUAUUAGGCAGCAUCAAAAAUGUAUUUUUCCUGAAAUUGCCCAUUUUUAAAAAAAUACCAAAAAUUUGAUGGUGUAUGAGGGUAGCAUCUGGGAGUCUCAGUCAUGGACCAGAUCGGCCUCAUGCCAGGUGCUGUCCAGACACAGAACAGAAAGAUGGUGGCUGCUGCUAUUAAAAAAACUACCCAGGCAAUUAGCAAAAUGAAAAAUCUGUCCGUUUCCAAAUAUGAUGGGACAAAAAUACUUUCCAAAUCCCAGUGAAAUUUACAUGACAUUUUUCCCCCCACUGUCAGAGCUAACCCGAUACUGAGAUGUAGCAUUUGGGGCUAACACUUUACAGUGCCGUGGUGUUUUGGAUGAUCCUUGCAGAAUGCUAGGAUACCUGAAUCAAAAAUACUCUAGCAUCCUCGCCCCAAAUACUGCAGCAAUGUGACUAUGAAGGGGCAUCAUAUUCAGACUAUUACUCUACGAUGCUGGAGUAUUUUGGAUCCUUCCUGUAGAGUGCUAGGAGGCGCUUCUAACAAUACUAUAGCAUUGUUCAUUAACCCAGCAAAAUGCUGCAGGAACAUUACUAUGAAUUGUAGCAUGUUAGGACUAGUACCUUACAGUGCUGUAGUGUCUGGGAUCAUCAACAGAUUGCUGUAAGUCUACUGUUAUACCCCAUUAUCCCCCCGAAUACGGUCAUAACCCCACUGCACUAGGUAGCUUUUGGGGGCUAUUAAUCAAUGAUACUGCUGUACUUUGGGAUCAUUCCUGUAGAAUGUUGUAAGAUACCCUUAUAAAAGAUUCCAAAUGUAAAUCAUUACUACAGCACUCAUCAGUAAGAUCUCAAAGUGCUGUAGUAACAUUGUUUCAAGGUGCAGCAUUUGGCAGGGUUGUUACUCAAAUACUGGAGUGUUUGUGGCUCAUCAGUAAAGGCAGUGUGGACGACUGGGUAGAGAAUUGGAGUAGAUAUGGGUUUUGUUCCCAGCUCGGCCUGCUGGGGGACAAUGGGCCUCCCAGCUCCUUGCCUCAGUUUCCCCAUUUGUAUAAUGGGAAUAAAGGUAGUGACCUCUUCUGCAAAGCACUUUGAGCUCUACAGAAGAAAUGGGCUGUACAAAAACUAGGUGGUAUUAUUGCUCAAAGCAAACCCUUAGAAAAUACUAGUGUUCACUAGGACUGCCACAAAAUACUGCAGCAAUGUGUAGCAUCUUGGGGUUAAUAUGGAGUAUUCCAGGCUAGUACUGAGGGGAUCUGUUCCCUAUGCGGCAUCUAUCUGAAAAAGACUUGACCAAACUUUUUUUGAAGUGCCAAACUUUUUAUUUAUAGAGAACAUGCAGCUAUUAAAAAGAGGGUGGGGGGAGGGGGAAUGAAGUUUUUAGAUGUUCUACAAGAUUUAAAAAAAAAUUAAAAAAGGGAAAAAAAUAAAAUAGAAAAAGAGACAUAAACAAUAGAUCAUGUUAGCGGAUCUGAACCCUGGGUCCUUUCUUAGUGGCUUUUAAAGAAAAUUUAAUAAAAUAAUAAAAAAAUAGCAUAAUAAACUAAAAGAGAGAGUCCUUGGGCCAGGUUUUCCAAGGGAUUUAGGCACCCAUCUGCAUAUGUUGGUGCCUAAAUCCCUUGGGCAACCUGGGCCCAGGUCUCUGGGCUAUAGCCUCAGCGACUAGGAAGUGAGACAUCUCCAUUGAUAACGGUUUGCUGGCCCUGUUGUGUCCCGCCUCCCGGGGGUGCCACUACAGUGUCCUGUAUCCCCCCUGCUCUGCUGCUGCCUUGUGGCACAGGGGGUGGGGUCCGGGGCUGCAUUCUGCAGGCUGCACCUUCACCCUGGGUGUUGAGCUGCCGGAGGGGAGUCGGGGCCACUCUUAGCUCGUUCUCUGCCAGCGGGUGGCUCAUUGGCACGGGGACUGGAGGAGGGAGGCAGAGGCUGUAAUUUAUGGGUCAGGAGAUGAGCCAGGGCCCUUGGAAAUCAACCUGUGGCUGCUGCCAGUGCUGGGUGGGGGCUGCUUGGACGCAGGAGAGCUGGCCUGCCUGUCACGCAUUGGGCGCUCACCCAGCCCGCUGGCCCCUCUAGUCAUGAUGUGAGCCCCUGGCAGCCCCUGUAGUUUAGGCUUUGUCUAGUCUUGAUGCCUCCGCAUGCAUCAAAGCCAGGGCUGUGGGGGUCCCAAUUCCCCAUUGGCAUGUGGGGGGCUUGGAGAGGCUUUGGGAAGAUCAGUCCCCUGCUCAACUGGUGCAGAAGCCACCUCUUCUUCCCCAGGUCCCUCCCAAGCCGGACGCUGCCAGUGGAGUGCCAGCCAGGGACUGGGGCUGGGCCCGGCCUGGAUGUGGGUCCCCUCUCCCUUUUCCCACCCUUCCCCCCAUCUAAAUAGCAGCGGUUCUUGAAUGUGAUGGCUCCCUCCUGGACCCGCUUUGCCCCCACCCCAUUCUGGCUCCGGGAGCCUUCACAGUGCCAAAUGGAAGUUGUCUUUCCUCUUCCCCAUCCCGCUCGGAAGGGCAGCAGCGGUGGAGGCAGAGCCAGGCUGUCCCCGCUCUCCCUGGCCUCCACCCUCAGCGGAGCAUGAGGGGCGCUCUCAGAGCAGGAGGGUGAAUCUGAUUUGCUGAGCCCUGGCACCCUCCCCUCCCUACCCCUCUUGUAUUUAAAGGCAAUAAAGUCUGAGACUCAAACAGGAGGGGUGGGAGUUGGGGAAGGAGCUGGUGGGAUUUGCUCUGAGCAUGAUUCAGGUCCCCCUGUGCUGAGUGUGAACUCUUUAGGACACGGCAUCUCUCUGGGAGUGUACCAUACGCCCCGGGGGACAGGAUCUCAGCUAGGAGGGGAGGGACAGACACCCCUGUCUUGUUUCCAUUUGCUCACCAGUACCUGUUCCCUCGCAUUUACCAUGUCACUGUUUGAUCUCCCAGAACGUGAUAUUGACUAGAGCAGAAGGAGGCACCAACACCUCUGUCCCCGACCCCUGUGUUUGUCUCUCGUGCCUCCUUUCUCCAGUGCCAAGCAGCUCCCGAUCAUCCUAACUCCCUUUUAAUUUCUGUCCGGACAUCCAUUCGGAGCACCCCUCCAUACACAUCGAUGAGUUCAGACACACUCGCAACACACAAAUCUCUAUAAAUAUAUAUAGGCCAACUAUAUAUAUCUAUAUAUCAAAAAGCUAAUCAGCGAGGGACUAAAGACACAGUAGCCGGCUACCUCGGGACUGCUUUUCUAAAUCCACACUCAUCUUCUCUGCAUCGAGAACAUUUCUAAGCUGGUUGCUUUUCAGAGACAACCUGUCACCAAACUCUGCCUCAUCUGAACGGGAUUCAUCUCGAAUUUUUGUCGCUGCUGCGGAGAGCCAUCCUGUUUCCAACCACCGUCUCCUGAACUUCUGACCUCCACCCCACCCUCAUCUUGAACUUUUUAACGCCCCACUCCUCCCCACCCCCCUUUUCUGUGUCCAUCAAAUCUGUUUUCUGGACUUCCCCCCCCCACAUCUUCCAUGUUAAAAAGACCAACAAAGCAAUUCUAUAUCUGAUAAUUCUCUUUCUAGAGCUAUCGAUAUAGAAAGGAAGUGAAGCAAAGACUGUUGAAUGGCCGCACAUCGGCUAUUAACCUGGACGAUCAGAGAUCAUCUCAUUUUUCCCAGGGAUGAGGGGUGAGGAAUGUUUUUUUUUUCCCCCUUCCCGUUAAUCUCAUUGCUUCAUUGUAAAUACUCAGUUUUGUUCAAUUGUCAGAGGGGGAAACAUUUUGUGUUUGACGUCCAAGAGGAGCUGGUGCAUAAACAGGUUUGUGCUUGGACAGCGAGUGUAGGGCGAAGCUGUCUCUGAGACAGAGGCCCCCGAGGGACAGGAAGCUUGGCCUGUGACCCUGAGCGUCAGCCCCACAGCCAUUCCUGCCAUCAAGCCGUUGCAAAUGGACCGACGCCUAUUUACACUGGCGGCCCUGAGCUCAUCUAGGAGGUCUCCCUGAACAGAUGACAUUCCUUGGCUCCCUUGCGCAUCAAUGAGCCAGCUUCUCAGCUGGGGUAAAUCCACUGGUUCUGCUGAUGCCCAGGUGGCUGUGCUGACAGGCCCCAGCUGAGGCUGAUGCAUUCAUUCUGGGGAAGGCCGGGGGCCCAAGCAGAAUAGCUGCUUUCGUUUCUUCUCAAGGGGACGGGGAAGCGAGGUGAGGCAGGGACAGCAAAACUGGGCAGGCCUUGCUGACGCAUUUCCUGCACUGAAAGUGGGUGGUUUGAGUGGUUUGAGUAGGGGGGAGGGGGCUGGGAGUCAGGACUUCUGGGUUCUGUUCCCAGCUCCGGGAGUUAGGAUAGUCUAGGUGCUAGGAGAGUGGGUACAGGAAGCCAGGUGUCCGGGGAUCUGCUUCCUCUAAGAGGGCAGCGGGAUUUUUAAUGGCUAGAACAGGGGGAAGCAGAGAGGAUUUGGCGACUGGGUCACCACCCCAAUAGCCAUUGCAGUGCCCAUAAGCCAAACAACGGCCAGAUCUAGAUGCUUAAGUCAAAGUCAAACGCAAGUUAUUUGGCUCCAUAAUGGGGUGAAAGUGAAGGGCCUGAGAUCUAGGGAUCUCUUCUGGCCUUCAACUCCCUGCAUUUUUCUUGGACAGCAAAGCCCGUCCUGAGGAGACAACUGAUUGCUUCCCCAGCCCCCCAGCAGAAGAAUUCUGGAACUCUCCAAGCCCAGCUCAUUUUAUGCAACAGCCUCUGGUCAUUUUCUCUCCCUCUCCAUUGACUCUCUCUUUAACAACCUAUUUAUUUGAAUCAUUUUUUAUUAUUUUUUUUCUGGGCGUGGGUGGGGGGCGGGGUGGGGGUGAUCUGUUAAAGGGAAGGGUCGAGACUACGUGUCAUUGUUUUAAAGAGCCAAGACCUCCAUUACCAUGGCUAAGUAGUGAAAUCUGAGUGUUCCGGUAGGUUUGUGUGUGUAAAGUUGUGUAUUAACUUGUGCUUAGUGGAGUCAGCAUUUUUAGUGCUUAAUACUAUUAACUCAUUUCUGUCAUGAUAAAUGUUCAUUCAUGGCAUCACUUCCGUCUUCUGUUGUCGUUUUUUCUUUGCAUUUCACAACACUUUUAACC